Vitrella brassicaformis is the source of this 2216-nucleotide messenger RNA. Lineage: Eukaryota; Vitrellaceae. The record is from the annotation of a GenBank genome assembly.
GCGUUGUCCAUUGUCUUUGCAUGUAUUGUUCCCCCUAGAUGGCUUGAUACGAAGUGAUGCUUAGACGAACGUCGUCGCCCGUUCAUGUAUUCUAAACCCCCCAACAGCUCGCUGUGAAUGCACUGCUCUGUGCAUUCAUGCGCUCAUUAUGGAAAAGAAACACACGCACACAGAGAGCAGAGACGCUUUCCCAUGGAAAAACAGAUGACCAGAGGGUGUCUGUUACAUGCAAGUGGACUGGUCGCAGCACAAUACUCGUGAAACAUGAGAAACGAAGACAUGGAUGGAAGUUGUCGAUUUCUAGCGAAUGGGCGUUGAGAACACACUUUCCUCUGAGAGCGGUUCAUCGUCGCAUUCGUACUGUCCUCGCGCAGCACACGUCCACAAAAGCACACAAUGCAGACACAUGACACUGCGUCCGACAAAAUGUGUACACCGCCCUUAUCGAGAGCCCAGCCUCCUCACUGCACAAACAAGGAAGAAACCGCGGGCAGGCACCCGUCACCAAACAUGACCUUUACAUGAGCGUUAGCAUGCAAGCGAAUGAAAAACACACGAGUACAUACGAGUACUCCCCGCCCUCACCCCUAGAUCGGCUUUGCCUGAAACGCAGUUCCAUCGACAGAGGGACGCACGAACUGCGGCUAAAACACACCCCCGCCAUUCCCAUUUUCCAUCCGUGUUGAUGAAUUGUACAGACGCUCGCUGUUGAUACACUGACGCUCGCUGUUGAUACACUGGGCUGUGCAUACAUAUCAUUGAGCACUUGUGCUUGAUUCAAUGGUCUAUAUCAAUACAGGCUGCAGAUUGUUCUCGUCAACUGCAGUGCCGUGGAAGUUGUAAUCCUCGUCUCGGGACGGAGGCGUCGGCUGCUGUGCCUUCUUCUUCUUCUUCGUCUUGCUCGUCGUGUUGGUCGUUGCAGACGGUGUCUGCGGCUGUGUCGAUGGCGACUCGCUUCGCAGUGGAAUUGGUGGCUCUUCUGCCCGAAGGACGUCGGCCGACGAGUCUGGCUCAACCGCGUCAGACCAGCCGAAGCGACUCCCCAGGCGACUCGCCAGAAGCCUGCGCACGUCUCGAGCGAUCAACGACAGCAACUGAGGCUCAUCUGUGUGUGCACAUUCAAGAGCGAAGCUAUGUCUGUUCCACUCUGUUACAUGUCUUGUUGACCUGCUUUGCUGCUGUCGGCACCCUCCUGCAGCCAGCCCUCGUGGCCCGCCGCCUUCAGGUACCUAAGAGAGCGGCCCGUAGAUGCAUUCAGGUCGAUGCAUGGCUCUGUUGAUCUCUAGUAUUGACGCACCAUAUGAGGUCGAUGCGCUCCUGCCAAUCAUCAAUACCUGCGCACACAUGCGCACAGGACAGCGCACAAUACGGUGAGAAGUGUUCGGUUCAGGCACAGGGAAGUGCUCAAGUUGAUGUGAUACCUCUGAAGUUCAUUGACGUGCCCUCCGAGGUGCCCUCCAACGUGAACCACCGCGGGUUCCGCCUGAAUCGCGAAUCAGAUUGGGUUGUGAACAAUGGGGUCUCUGGUUGGUUCCUACAAGUAGCGCAUGAGAUUGAUGUCGGUCCAGAGCAGCCCAGAUUCUCGCAUGGUCUUGGAUGGCCCCAGCACUGCUCUACGAUCGUUGCCCGCUGUUCUACCGUAGACACCGUACAGCGACGGUCCUGCAACAGGGGAAUGCAGAGGCGCGUGCAAUGAUACCAUGAUAUAUAUGCCUACCUAUUUUCCCCCGUCCGGCCGAGACGCGGCCGUCUUUCCUGAUGGUGUGGCACUGCGCACACUUGAGUUUCUGCGACAGCAGCGACAGCAGGCACAAGAGAUGGGAAAACAAGGUAACGCCCAGAGUGACAAUACAGCAGCCUAUCAUCACUGUCUGCUUACGAAUAUGAGCGCCCCUCUCGCAAUGUCUGCUUGCUCAACAGGUGGCAGUAUGAAGUCGUCGGGCACAUCAUCGUCAUCGAACGGCUUGAAACGCAUAGGGCGUUCCGUGAAGGCUCUUUGUGCUUGGUAUCUCGCUUGACCACUGUGUAUACGUGUUGACCUUGCCGUUUCACCGUCUGCAAAUAGCCUUCUGCUUUCUGUCCCGCCUGAACUACUUAUACUGGACAAGAUCGCGUGGGCGGCCGCCUUCGGCGGCCGUGCGUUCGCAGGAGUCUCGUUGUUCAAUUAGUGCCGUGGGUUGCCGCGGGGGAGGCGUGGUUACACACGGUUCGUCCCG